This is a messenger RNA of Puntigrus tetrazona (Sumatra barb), 3189 nucleotides long. RefSeq names its product DNA (cytosine-5)-methyltransferase 3C-like. Bases 99 to 932 code for a protein of 277 amino acids. The transcript has 7 exons. Gene Ontology annotation, molecular function: methyltransferase activity. Lineage: Eukaryota; Metazoa; Chordata; Actinopteri; Cypriniformes; Cyprinidae. Gene Ontology annotation, cellular component: nucleus. The record is from RefSeq and is a predicted model, not a curated record.
UAUUGAUCCAACGCUUGUUUUACUGUUGAUGUCUUUUGUCUCUUCCUCUAAUAAACGCCCCUGAAUGGAUUCUUCUCCGUCUCCUGAGUCUGCCUUACAUGUACAUGCUUAUUUUUUUGUUUUUUCUAGGUUAUCUGGUCUUAAAAGACUUGGGCUUUAAAUUGGAUCGCUACAUUGCCUCUGAGAUAUGUGAAGACUCCAUUGCUGUCGGGAUGAUCAAACAUGAGGGCCAGAUUGAAUAUGUGAAAGACGUGCGCACCAUCACAAGGAAACAUCUGGCUGAGUGGGGGCCAUUUGAUCUCUUGAUUGGUGGAAGUCCAUGUAAUGACCUGUCCAUGGUAAAUCCAGCUAGAAAAGGUCUUUUUGAAGGCACAGGUCGCCUGUUCUUCGAAUAUUACCGGAUGUUAACCAUGAUGAGGCCAAGAGAGGAUGACGAUCGCCCCUUUUUCUGGCUCUUCGAGAAUGUAGUAGCCAUGAGUGCCCAUGACAAGGCCGAUAUCUGUCGUUUUCUGGAGUGUAAUCCUGUAAUGAUUGAUGCUGUGAAAGUGAGUCCAGCCCACAGGGCUCGCUACUUCUGGGGAAAUUUACCUGGAAUGAACAGACCUCUUGCGACUUCGCUCACUGAUAAAGCGGAACUGCAGGACUGUCUGGAGGUGGGACGAACUGCAAUGUUUAAUAAAGUUCGCACAAUCACCACUAAGUCCAACUCCAUCAAACAAGGGAAGAUGGGGCCUCUGCCGGUCACAAUGAAUGGAAAAGAGGACUAUCUUUGGUGCACAGAAAUGGAGAGAAUAUUUGGGUUUCCAAAGCAUUACACAGAUGUAAAUAAUAUGGGGCGUGGACAGAGGCAGAAGUUGCUUGGGCGGUCCUGGAGCGUUCCUGUUAUCCGACACCUCUUUGCCCCUCUAAAGGAUUACUUUGCUUGCGAGUAAAGUCACCGUCUGGACCAGGCAGCACUGGAGAUCCAUAUUAAGUCUCUCAGAUAAAUGAAUUCGAUUUUUUUUUUUCUGCAGAUUCUGACCUCAGAAUAUUGACACAUUUUAAUUUUACUCUUGUUCUUAAGUUCAGAAAGCAUGUUAUCCUUAUGAUUUAUCCUUGGAAUGCACAGCCACUUUUGGAUUGAAUUUUCCUAAGUACUGUCAUUUUUAACUUGCUUUUAAAGUGAUUUUAAUGCUGGAGAGAGCCACACAAUACUCCAUCCACUACCUCAGUGCCAUUCUGUGAUUUGUUCAUUGUCUGGAGGAAUGGCUUUAUACCUAUUUAUAAUUUAAUAAUAAAUUAAUAUUAGUUUGGUUUAGUUUAUCAAUUUUAAACUUAUGCCAGUUUUUUUUAUCACAUUUACAUUAAAUCAUUUCCAUGUUUAGGAAUAACCUAAACCUGCUGUUAAAUAUUGCAUUUCAGAAUUUUUACAAUGAUGGUAAUGUUAUCAUUCAAUGGUGCUGUUUUAUAAUACAAGUUGUUUAGCCAUCAUGACAGCUGUACUAAGUCAACAUUUAAAUGUAUUUCUAUUUAGAAGCAUCUAUUUUUUAAAUGAAAUGAAUGUUAAUAUACACCAUAGAUGACUUGGGUUUCAAUUAAACUGCAUUUUAUUUAUAGAAAUACAUGAAAUCUUGUUGUGCUCCAUGUAUUACGUUGUCUGUGAACUUAAAUUUUAACCAAAGCCUAUGGCUGAGGCUGAUGGUAGAGUUGAGUUGACAGAAGGUUUACCAUUUUUUUAAAUUGCAAUCCUGAUCAUUUUUAAUCAAUUUGCAGAGCAACACUGCAAUUUUAAGACAUUUUAUGCCUUAAGCUAGCAUUUUAGUCCAUACUGUCAUUAAAAACUAAAAACAGGUCAUCGACCCUUAGGAUUAAUUAUUUUGUUUUUCAUUUGCCCCGUUUGGUAUCUGUACGCACUUCCGUUUUUAAAAUGUUGGCUGAAACUGUGGUCACUGCAGCAUUAAUUUGUUUUUUUGAUGAGGAUUUAGCAUGCUAGAACAAUUAAGAGUUAACUGAAGCCUUUUUGUAGAACAUGAUGAAAUGUGAUCUAGGGCUUGAACUAUGAAUAAGUGCCUACAAACUGAAAUUGUGAACUGAUUGUAACUGGUAUGACUUCAGACUACUUUAAAGGGAAUCAUUUUGGCUACUUUGUCUAGUGCAGGUGUCUAAAUUGUAUGUUACCUUUUGAAAUGUCUCAUAAUAACAUUUCGUUAUCAAUUGUGGUCUACUGUCAAUAUGAAUUUAGGUGCUUCAGAAUGUGUGUAUAAAUACUAUGUGUUUUCUUUGUAGUUGUUUAGCAUAGCAUUUUUUUAGCAUUAUGUGGAUCAUGGUGAUUUGUAGUUUAGACUAUCACAGGUCUAAGCAGAGUGACCAUACAUCUUUUUUUUUUCCUGGACAUAUUCUGACAUGGAGUUCUAUCAAUGGGUUAUGUACUGUACUAUACCUGCAUGCUAUUGGUCAGAUAUUUUUAACUAUAAAAAAUAUAGAAAAACAAAUCCAUUUUGGAUAGUUUAGAAAUCCCGUUAGGAACAUGUCUGAGGAGAAAAAUGUAUUGUCACCCAAAUCAAAGCUAAUCUUUGGCUUUUGGUAGCUUUUUAAAACUUGAUACCAACUUACUCAACUAAUUGUGAUUUAAACCAGUUUUAGUGAGGCAUGGGCCAACUUGAGGUAUACGUAUGCUUUGGUGAAAUAUCAAGAAUUGGGUUACAUAUGUCUAGAUGCCUUUUGGAUGUCUAUGUCUUGUAGCAAACCUUUACAAGUUUCCAGAAAGGACUGUGUUGGUGCUGUGUUACAUUGUUGUAAAAUGUUGGUCCAUGUAUAAUUUGGAGGUGCAGAAUUGUAUUAUAAAUAACAUCUUCCUCAGGUCUUUUCAACACCAGCAGGCCUCAGGACUAUGAUCUUUAAUGUCACACUUGAUUAUUAUUAUUAAAUUCUUUGUGAACAGAAUAUACUAUAUAUUUGUACCCUUGAAAUUGCCCUUAAUGCCUCUUUUUUUUCUACUGUUGAAUGGGUCAUUCAAAACAUUGAUGUUUUUUUGGUGCUAAAUAAUAUGCUAAUGAUGUAUGUAGAUCUAGAAAGUUUUUUCCUGAACUGAUGAUUGUCAAAACUUGUUUUGUUUUAAUCUUUUGAUAUUUGAUAUAGUAUGCUUACCUAGCUUUAAUAUUCCAUGCGUGUACUAACAUAAGGGAAGAAAAAUAAAUAGCACCAACCUUG